Molecule: messenger RNA, 5677 nt
Organism: Xyrauchen texanus (razorback sucker)
Lineage: Eukaryota; Metazoa; Chordata; Actinopteri; Cypriniformes; Catostomidae
Product: neuronal PAS domain-containing protein 3-like
Exons: 12
Coding region: 368-3277 (969 amino acids)
Biological process (GO): regulation of transcription by RNA polymerase II
Molecular function (GO): DNA-binding transcription factor activity, RNA polymerase II-specific; RNA polymerase II transcription regulatory region sequence-specific DNA binding; protein dimerization activity
Source: RefSeq, a predicted model, not a curated record
AACUCAAACUAUUUCCAACUACAACUGAGUGGCGUUGUUGCGCCGGCAGGAGAGGAAGAUGAGUGGGAGAGAGGGGCAGAAAAAGAUGGAAAAUGCGAACAAACACACCGAGAAACGAGAGCUUUAGAGCGCGCGGUGUUCGAGGGGUCACAUCCUGAUUUAAAUGCCCCGCUGGUGCACUGAUAUCUACCCUCAUUUACCCCGAGAAAACCCCCGUGUGCGCGAGGACAGCCGCCGGAUUUCCACUCACUUUUCUUGGCAUGCCUUUGGAUCUCAGUCUCGGCUGCUCUCCGCGCCUGUCUGCACGCGUUUGAACACACGGAGACACGGGCACGAGCGCUUCGGAAACACCGAUGGCGUUGUUUAAAUGCUCGCGGUUCCGCUGUCAGCUGCACGUCGCGUGAAAUCCGAAGGGGGGGAAAGUAAGAAAUCAAAUAAUUGCAGGAAGAUGGCGCCCACCAAGCCUAGCAUACAGCAAGACCCUUCCAGAAGAGAACGCGAGCCAUACUGGGAGAGGUCUGCUAAUGCCAGCUCCUGUUCUGCCACUAGGCCCAAGACACUCCACCUUGGAGGGCAACAACAUACCUCAUCACCAUGGUUGCAGGCUCUGAGGAAGGAGAAGUCACGUGAUGCCGCUCGCUCACGCCGGGGGAAGGAAAAUUUCGAGUUCUACGAGCUGGCAAAGAUGCUUCCCCUCCCCGGCGCUAUCACCAGCCAGCUGGAUAAGGCCUCUAUCAUCCGCCUCACCAUCAGCUACCUGAAGAUGAGGGAAUUCGCCAACCAGGGAGACCCGCCAUGGAACCUGCGCAUCGAAGGACCGCCACCCAACACCUCAGUCAAAGCUAUCGGGUCCCAGCGUAGGCGGAGCCCCAGCGUUGUUGCCUCGGAAAUCUUUGAGCCUCACCUUGGCAGCCACAUCCUGCAGUCCCUGGAUGGAUUUGUAUUUGCACUAAACAAGGAGGGGAGGUUUUUGUACAUUUCAGAGACGGUGUCCAUAUACCUUGGGCUUUCACAGGUAGAACUGACGGGCAGCAGUGUGUUUGACUAUGUUCAUCCGGGUGAUCACGUGGAGAUGGCCGAGCAGCUGGGCAUGAAGCUUCCGCCAGGGAGAGGACUGCUGUCUCAGGGUGCUGAGGACGGGGCCAGCUCUGCUUCCUCUUCCUCUCACUCUGAGACACCUGAGCCAGUGGAGUCGAGCAGCCCCAGUCUUCUGUCGCCGGAUAACACUCUAGAACGUUCCUUCUUCAUCCGCAUGAAGUCCACACUUACUAAAAGAGGCGUACACAUCAAGUCGUCCGGGUACAAGGUGAUCCACAUAACCGGCAGACUGAGGAUAAGAAUGGCAUUAACACACAGUCGUUCGGUACCCAAUCAGAUAAUGGGAAUGGUCGUGGUCGCCCACGCACUUCCUCCACCCACCAUCAACGAGGUUCGGAUCGACUGCCAGAUGUUUGUUACACGGGUCAAUAUGGAUCUCAACAUCAUCUACUGUGAAAAUAGAAUCAGCGACUACAUGGACCUGACACCUGUCGACAUCGUAGGGAAGAGAUGUUAUCACUUCAUUCACGCCGAGGACGUGGAAGGCAUUCGGCAAAGCCAUUUAGACUUGAUGAAUAAAGGUCAGUGUGUCACAAAGUAUUACCGCUGGAUUCAAAAGAACGGAGGUUAUAUCUGGAUCCAGUCUAGUGCCACCAUUGCAAUCAAUGCCAAGAAUGCCAACGAAAAGAACAUCAUCUGGGUCAACUAUGUUCUCAGUAAUCUUGAGUACAAAGACACACCAAUGGAUAUUGCACAGCUACCCAACCUGCCAGAGAAAGCGUCGGAGUCCUCAGAAACAUCCGAUUCGGAAUCAGACUCCAAGGAGCACUCUGAAGACAAUGAAAACUCCAAGUCAGAUGGCAAAGGGAACCAAUCAUCCGAGAACAGCGAGGACCCCGAGUCGGACAGUAAGAAACAGACAGGUCGGCCACCAGAGCAGGAGAUGAGACGACAGGAGGAAGGAGACAGUUCCAGCAAUCCAGAGGAUCAGGACAGUGAGGAUAGUCUGGAACCGUCCGACUGCGAAGCCGAACACAAAGAAGGACAUCUGGCACGGUUGGGUGGCCUACACAUAAAGGUAGAGCGCUAUGGUGAUGGGGAGAUAGCAGAACUGCAGGACUCGCACUCCUCUUCCUCCUCAGAGGAAGAUGAGGGGGAUGAAAUUGUGAAGGAUUGCAACAGCGGAGAAGAGCUGAGCAGGCCGGCAAUGAGUAAACACCAGAAAAGAAAGAAGAGGAGGAAAAAGCAGAAAUGGGAUGGGAGUUGCCAACGCCUACGUCUGUCUCCCUCAGCCGCUGUCUCUCCCAGCCCUGGCAGCCUGGACCCCACCCUCGGAGACCAGCCUCCCCUCCUGCUCCCACCCUCCCCAACCAGUGCCUCUGUGCUCAAGAUCAAGACCGAGAUGUCGGAGCCUAUAAACUUCGACAACGACAGCAGCAUCUGGAACUACCCACCUAACCGAGAGAUCUCCCGCAACGAGUCCCCCUACAGCAUGACAAAACCCCAUGAUACCUUCCCUUCCCCCCAGACUGCUGGCCUGCAGGUUUCCAUUCCUGACUCUGUCCUCACUCCACCUGGUGCCGAGGGUGGAGGAGGCAAUAGAAAGCCCAAUUUCAAUGGCAACAGUAGCAGUACCAACAGCAACACCCAGACCACUGUGUCCGGUGCAACUCUGGGAAGCCUGGCUCCUCCUUCCAGUUCCACCACCGCAGACCCCCUCUCCCCACCACUCUCUGCCUCACCGCGGGACAAGCAGCAGGGUACACCCACCUCCUCUAGUUCCCUGCUAUACUCUAGUGACCUAGAAGCCCUGCAGAGGUUACAAGCAGGCAACGUGGUGCUUCCAUUGGUGCAGAGAGUCACAGGCACACUUGCCGCCACCAGCACGGUGUCUCCGCGAGUCUACACCACUGGAACAAUACGAUACGCCCCAGCAGAUGUCAGCCUGGCCAUGCAGGGCAACCUCCUGCCUAACGCCCAUGCCGCUGUGAACUUUGUGGACGUCAACGGGCCAGGUUUCGGCAUAGACCCCAAGACACCCAUGGAGAUGCUGUACCAUCAUGUGCACCGGCUCAACAUGUCCACCCCGUUUGGGGGUGCGGUCAGCGGCGCUGGGCUCACACAGAUGCCAGCUGCCAAUGUCUUCACCACGGCAGAGGGACUCUUUUCCACGCUUCCAUUCCCUGUCUACAGCAACGGCAUCCACAAUACACAGACUCUGGAGCGCAAGGAGGAUUGAAGCAAAACAUUGAGACCAUAUUACUGUGUUCAACUGUGUUCAAAAGACACUCAUGAGGCAAAAGACUGUAUCAAAGUUGGAGAAAAGUGAGAUGUUCAGCACUUUGAAUUUUGAGCAAUUGAGCUUGUGUAUCUGAAAUGAAUGGUUUCUCUUCCUGUGACUUUCUAUCUCUUCUACUUGCUCUUUCUUCUCUCUCACAAGUUCUUGAUGACAGUUUCUCUAAACAGACUCAACUCUAUUGUAAAGAGUUCCUUCAGAGCCACAGGGAAUUCGUAGCACUGUAGCGUGUGUUUUCUCUGCGGUGAGAUAUAUGUCCUGAGUAUGUAACAUCCCCAUGAGGAUGUCUUAAAGGUAUUUGAAAAGAAGAUUAAUAAGAAAAGAAGCUGUUCAUGUUUCUAAUUGUAUCUUGAUGUGAUUGAGAUUGUUUCAGACAAAAGGAUGUUACCCUAUUUGAUGUUGUUCAGAAGGUUAUACUGUUCUUUCUAAAAGGGGAAUAGUGUUUUAGAAAUAAUGUUUCUUUGUUUUUUAGAGCUCAAACUUAACUUGCAAAUCAUGCAUUUAAAAAAAAAAAAAAGCAAUUUUAGCCGGGUAUCGACCUGUGAAUAGAAUGUUACUACAAAAUCCCAGGACAUGGAACAGGUCAGUGUGAGAUUUUUCCAGUUCCAUCUUCUGUUUGCAGAUCCAUGGUGCUAUCAUUGAGUUACACUCACUCAGCUGGCUGAUGUAGGUACCGUUCAGGAACUUCAGACAAAUGGCGGCUUGUGAGCUUUUCUACAGAAUAGUCAAACCUCUAACAGAUUUGUUUUGUUUUGGUUUUGAUUUUGGUUAAUCACCAUUGAGCGCAGGAGGGUACUUUUGCUCAAUCUAAUUGAGUCAGAAAAGGGAUAUAGAAAACUAUAAUUUUUUACAUUUAACAGAACAUUACUUUCUAUCUCUCAGUGCAACUGAGGCUAAUUUUGCAUCACUUGAAGAUGAAUGUUAAACAGGCUUUGGUCAAAGCUAUCCUUAAUUUUUUAGUGUUUUUUUUUUUUAAUUAUUAAUUUUAGUUUUCAACGUUUACGCUCCCUCUUUAGCUUACAAGCCUGGUGUCUUUCCCAAAAUCGAUUACCCUUCAACCCUUUACCCUUUACUCUCUCUGAAAAAUCACAUAUCAAGCGGAGAUUGUAAUAUGGACAUGCAUUUUCAAUCAAAAAAUGUUUUAAAAAUCCACAUGUUGCCAAAAAAUUUUGCUCUCACAGUUUGGUGUUAAAACACUGUGAUUUGAUGUUUAAAAAAAUGCUUAAGUAAUAAAACGGAAGAAAACUGUCACUUUAUCCUUUGGCAGCCGUCCAUCGAGUCAUCUAUUACGCAGUGUGAUAACCGUAAACUUGUACAAUGUGUAAGUGUCAUUGGCUGUCAGUCUCCAUAGCAACUUAAGUGUGUGUUACUAUAUGCAGUAUAUACUGAGCUAAUGUAGCUGUUUUGUCCUUUGUCCUCUCUGUGCUAGUCCGGGCUUGGACGAGGGAAACAUUUGUUUCUCGUCCGACCCCCUUGCAGUCUUAGUGAACCAGUGGAGGUUAGUGGAUUUUGUGUGGUGGCCUUUCCAAUGUAGUGUCACCUUUUUUGCUGCUUCCUUUUUGUAUGUAUUACUUUCUUAUGUUUCUGCUAUUGCUUUGCUGUCGUGUAGUCUACAGAUCUCUCUCUCUUCUUCUCAGAGAUAAAAGACUCUGAACUAGCUCAAAGGUUAAAGGAGCUUUUUUUUUUUUUUUUUUGUCACUGAGGAAUUCUGGGAUUGCAGUUUCCAGCUCCAAAAUAACGAGGAAUUAAAACAAACUGAAGUAGCAUUUACUAGACUGGAACCUUAAAAGCCUCAGAUGUGAAACAUUCCCAGAGUCCCUUGUGCUUCUCUUGUGCAUUGGGUGUAUUUCAUUGGUUUCCACCAAACCUGUUGACUUCAAGGACCCUGCAACUCACAGGAAAUAUUAAAAGAUAACGGUAGUAUUUCAGGACAAUAAACAGUUUUAAAGAUUUCUAAAGAGAUGAAAAAAAAAUAUUUCGCACUAUAAAAUCUAUUUUUAUAGGUGUUUUUGAAAUGCAUGUUUACUAAGUUGAUUGUUUGGUUUACUUGAUUUUGUUCGGUCCAACGGCUUUGUCGAUGUUUAGUGUUUUUUAGUCUGUCCAGCAAAGGGAAGAGGGAGCCUUUGUCUUUUUACCUGAAUCAGGCUUCCCCCCCCGACAUCAGGAAACUUGUGUCUGUGGUUUCUGUGAAGAUGUGUUGUUACUCAAACCCAGGUAAUGAUAUUAAUAUGUUUUUAAAAAUGAUAACGGGACUUGCUGUUGGAACGAUUGCAGGAGAGCUUGGCGUCACCGCUGCAGGUUAACAGGAUCCUAGAUUUUAGCAUUUUGUACGUAGAGCAGAGA